Messenger RNA from Coccinella septempunctata (seven-spotted ladybird), 2423 nucleotides. RefSeq lists its product as uncharacterized. The record is from RefSeq and is a predicted model, not a curated record. The transcript has 4 exons. Bases 414 to 1733 code for a protein of 439 amino acids. NCBI's taxonomy places the organism in Eukaryota, Metazoa, Arthropoda, Insecta, Coleoptera, Coccinellidae.
AAAAACCUCCUUCUCUUAAAUUCAAAUCAGUAGUCUGUGAAGGCAAAAAGUCAGAUACAGGUUUCAGCGAAUAUAGUUCCAAUAGCCUCUUCAUCUCUUAGCUCAAAUUCGUCACAUUUCGAAAUGAGCUCCACCUCAUUAAAAUUUAUCCACACCUAAUCUAGUCGAUUUCGACAGAGACAAAAAAAUACAACCUACUUGUGGAUAUAACAUAGAGAUAGAAAAUUGAUUAUUGUGGUACAAAUGCUGUACGACCUCAUCCAUCCGUCUCUUUGUGUUAACUCACCCCACCGUGGAAAUGUAUUAAAUAAAGGUAGAUCGACUUCUGGGAGUUCAAUACACAUAACAUAACAAUUCAGACCAGAUCAGUGACCCAUCAUAGUCAGUAUUGUUUUUCUGUAUGUCCCAAAGUGAUGAGUAUGAAGAAUGAUAAGAUGUGGACUGCAAUUUCAUUAUGCUUUUUUUUAAUGCUAAAUAUAAACUAUACUUUAUCUGAACAAGAAAAAGCAUUAGAAAAGGAUCAUGCUGAAGACCUUAGCGGCGACACCAUUGAUCGCCAAAAUAUACAAGGAUCGUUUUGGAGAACUGUUAGAUAUGAAGAUUUAAAUGACCCAAAAAAGGAAUUCUUUUCAAGGAUAGAACUGCCAGAUGAUAUAGUUAGAUCCUCUCUUGAAGGGAAACUAUCGGAUAGAAAUAGAAGACAAAUAGAUGAAGAAAACAUCGAUGCGGGAACUGUUAUAAUUAAUACGGAUAUAGCAAAAGAAAUUAGCACUCAGCAACAAGAAGUCAGUACUCAAGAAACUCUUAAAGUAUCAACUGAAAGUAUUCCUCCAACAACUGCAAUAAGAAUGGAAGAUAAUCAUGCUAAAACCAAUUUCAUACCAAUCAACGAUUUCAUAAGAUUCAGACGAGAACUGAUUCAGGAGGCGCACGAGGACACUGAGAAUGGCGAAAAUGAAUCUAAAAGCAACAGUAGAUCCCAACGUUUCGAUCUGGAGAAUGAAAAUUUCGAUGUGCAAAAUAAUAGGGGACCACGUGGUUUGAGUACACAAGAGUGGGUGAAAUUCCCGUAUCCAGUUCAGAGAACCCAGAAAUCUGAGGACUCUUUCGCUACUUCGAGUGUCUUCAAUAAACCGAGAAGGGUUCAUUUCAUCACUCAGAAACAGUUUGCCGUUGAUAACCCAUCAAUAGGUUCCUCGAACUCGAGACAAGGUAGAGUUGAUGAUCAGCCUACACUGUCUAGAGAUCAAUCAAGGGUAGAAAAGAUAGAAAUGGAUGUAAGAAGGGGAAAAGAAAUGUUCAUCCCGAGAAAUUUCGAUGGUCCAAUAGAAUAUCCGUAUCGAUUUCCAAGAGGAAGAUAUUAUGAGAGAGAUUUGGUAGAACAAAGGCCAGAUUCUAGAUCACUAGGAAUUUAUCCGAGAAAUAGAGAUAGAAGAAUAAUUUAUUACGCAAAUCUUCCAGAAAUAACGAGAAACCCACCCAGAUUCAGAGAAAUGGGAAGAUUCAAAGAUCCAGUCGAGGAGAGUUACUUUGGGAGUAAACAUCAAAGAGCAUUCUACAGGGAUCCCAGAAACGAAGAACUCCAACACCCCAUGAUAGUUUCAGCAGAUAUAAAUGUGAGGGACGUGACCAAAAAUCCAGAAAAAAGAAUCUAUUCUGAUGUCAAAAGAAAAUAUCAUUAUGAUUCACCUUAUUUUGAUGAGGAUCAAUCGACGAGGAUUCGGAGAAACUAGUUUUGGUGAUCUAAUAUUUAUAUUAAAGAUUAUUCGCCAUUCUGAAUUCAUUUGAAACUCUCCCUUCUCGGACAUUACUCUACAUUUAUGUAGUUGUUCUUCAUCAUUUUCAUUAUAUACUUCUACAAUUAGCACCGUAUAGGUACGUUGUUGUCCUUGGUAUAAGGGGUUUUGCUUCUACCGAAGAUGUUAUCUAUUUAUUCCUUCUCCAUAAUAUUACAAGCACAAGUUCGUUUACGAACGCAAUUUAUAGAUGGCAGUCAUUCUUCGAUACAGGUUUUGAUUGUAGAAGAUUUCAUUCAUACAUUCUCGAUUUCUAGAGUAUUCAGGAUUUCUGAGGAUUACAUUUCGUACAAUUUCUUUCGAUUGUAUAAUCUUGAAAUGGUCAUCGAAUAAUGAGUCGUUAAUUAUCAUUUCAUUUUUCAUUAGGCAUUAGGUAUAGGAUCUCAGAUCAGUCACUUCUUUCUUGUAUACCCAAUUCAACUCAAUGCAAAUCUAGAACAAUAUUUUCAUAAUGAGAAAUAUGCGCCUUAAAUCCUUCGAUAUUAAGUUUAAUCUUUCACAGUGUCAAGUGUGAAAUGAAUGAAGUUUGAAGAAUCCUCUGUGUUGAAGGAAUACUGCGUCAAAUUGUUGGUUGGAACUGAUUCUUUUUUACGCGAAAUACCUUACACAUAAAUGUAUCCACAUAAA